AUGCUUCAAGAGUUUAUGCGACUAAAGAUAAACACAUUUUCUAUUAAAAUAAAAUUGUUUUUAAAUUUUAUUAUUUAUUAUUUUAACUUUUUAAAAAAUUUAUAUCCUUUUAUUUUAUUCAAUUUUUUAUAUUAUAAAAGAAUAAAUGUUGAAAUUAAUUAUAUUUUAGAGUUUAAAUCAAGUUUAUGUGAUUUUUGUAAAUUAGCUUUUUUUUAA
Hepatospora eriocheir is the source of this 216-nucleotide messenger RNA. Lineage: Eukaryota; Fungi; Microsporidia; Hepatosporidae. The record is from the annotation of a GenBank genome assembly.